AUGCAAGACGAACACAGGAGAGCUAUACAAAACAACUUUGCUUCCCUUGUCGAACAGACUGAUUUAGAUCACAUGGUUUCGACUCUGUAUGAAAAAGGAGUAUUUUCGGAACAAAUGAUCGAGCCCUACAAAGACUUAACUAAGGACGCAAGAUCACGCAAACGUUUACUGUAUAGGGAUAUAACAAGGCGAGGUCCUGAUGCAUUUAGGAAUUUAUUGGAUGCUCUCUCAGAUGCUGGUUAUUGGGAUUUAGUUCGGGAUCUUGAUCCCAAUAGCUCUUUACAUACAAGAAGAACCAAAAUAUCAGCACCAAGCACAAGUAUGGCUAAUGAAAAUGACUAUGUUAGUAUAAGUACUGAAAAGAAAAGACCAAACCACGAGUUGAUGUAA
Messenger RNA from Pieris macdunnoughi, 390 nucleotides. NCBI's taxonomy places the organism in Eukaryota, Metazoa, Arthropoda, Insecta, Lepidoptera, Pieridae. The record is from the annotation of a GenBank genome assembly.